AUGGCGACGAAACAAGCCAAAGAAUCCGUUCAAUGCUUCGGGCGUAAGAAGACGGCCGUCGCCGUCACACACUGCAGACGCGGCUGCGGUCUGAUCAAGCUCAACGGCGCCCCAAUCGAGCUGUUCCAGCCAGAGAUCCUCAGGUUCAAGAUCUUCGAGCCGGUGCUUCUCCUCGGCAAGCACCGUUUCGCGGGUGUGGACAUGAGGAUCCGUGUCAAGGGCGGUGGUCACACUUCUCAGGUCUACGCGAUUCGUCAGAGUAUCGCUAAGGCGCUUGUGGCGUUUUACCAGAAGUAUGUUGAUGAGCAGUCGAAGAAGGAGGUUAAGGAUAUUUUGAUUAGGUAUGAUAGGACUCUGCUUGUUGCGGAUCCGAGGAGGUGUGAGCCGAAGAAGUUUGGUGGGCGUGGUGCUCGUUCUCGUUUCCAGAAGAGUUACCGUUAAAAAAAAAACCAAAUCUGGUUUGUGUUUUUUUUCUUUUCUUGUCUGAACGUUUUGAGGACAUGAGUUGUUGAGUUUUUGUCUUUAUGGUUAUUGGAUAAUGUUUCGACAAUGUUUGCUCUUUAUUUAUUGAAGAACUUCUCAAGCUUUAAUAAUCUUUUGUCUCUUUUUACUCGGAUUGAUAUUGUUCGCUAGGAGCCUAGUAGUAA
Eruca vesicaria subsp. sativa (arugula) is the source of this 647-nucleotide messenger RNA. The record is from the annotation of a GenBank genome assembly. NCBI's taxonomy places the organism in Eukaryota, Viridiplantae, Streptophyta, Magnoliopsida, Brassicales, Brassicaceae.